This is a messenger RNA of Chelonia mydas (Green sea turtle), 213 nucleotides long. Its product is annotated as small integral membrane protein 4-like. The record is from RefSeq and is a predicted model, not a curated record. NCBI's taxonomy places the organism in Eukaryota, Metazoa, Chordata, Testudines, Cheloniidae.
AUGUAUUUUCGUGCAAAAUUACGGUGCCUCUUGCAGAUGGUGCCAGAAAACCAGUACUUUGGCAAGUACAGAUCCCUUCCUUUCUUCUUCCUCCUCUAAGGAACCAUGGAGUAGUUUAUGAUAAAUGUCUGGAUUGGCAAGGAGACCUUUUAUGAUGUUUACCACAGGAAACAGUCUCAGAGACAGUAUGAGCAAAGGAAGGAAGAAAGAUGA